This is a messenger RNA of Insectozyma verbasci, 1152 nucleotides long. Lineage: Eukaryota; Fungi; Ascomycota; Pichiomycetes; Serinales; Debaryomycetaceae. The record is from the annotation of a GenBank genome assembly.
AUGCCACCACCUUCUAAUAUUCUUUACAUAGGUCAUGUGCCUUUUGACUGGGAUGAAGAAACUGUUAAAUCGGUUGUUGCUGGUUCUGGUCCUAUAAUUGAUGUUAGAUUAGGUUUCGAUUUUGCUGGUAAAAAUAAAGGUUUUUGCUUUGUUGAAUAUCAAACACCGCAACAAGCUCAAAAAGCUCAAUCAUUAUUAAGUCAAAUUUUAUUAAGAAGUGAUACUGGUCCUAUGAGAAAAUUAAGAGUUGAAUCUUCAAAAGAAGGUUUUAAAUCAAACAAUAUUCCACCUGAAUCAAGACGUGUUUUACAAUUAAGAAGAACAAAAUUACCUGAUAAUGUAAGAUUACCACAAGAAAUGUUGAAUGUUUUACCAAAAGAUUCUACUACAAUGAAUGUUAAUAAUAGAGUGAUACCACCUCCACAACAACAACAACAACAACAACAACAACAAAAUUCUUAUAUUCCAACAUCAACCUCAUCACCAUCAUCGACUACUCAAAUGUCACCAAAUUUAACUCAUGCUUCAAAAACUUUACCAUUUGUUUCACCAUUACCAUUUUCAACUUCUGAUAAAAUAGAUAUAAUAUUAAGUAAAGUUAAUCCAACAAUGUUAAUUGAAGUUAUUGCAAAUAUGAAAAAUGCUUUACAAAAUGAACCAAAUAAAGUUUAUGAUUAUUUUACAAAUCCAAACCUUGCACCUUCAGCUGCUCAAGCUUUAUUAUUAAUGGGUUUUAUAGAUAAUGACGUAUUGGCUGAAACUAAUAAAUCAUCAAAUUCAACACCUCAACCAGCUUUUAAUACAACUCAUCAACAAUUUAGACAAUCGACACCUCAAUAUCAACAACCUCAACAAUUUCAACAAUUUCAACAGUAUCAACAAUUUCCACAACAACAAUAUCAAAAUUAUCAGCAAUAUCACCAACCCUCACCACCUCCACCACCGCCACCACAGCAACAACAACAACAACAACAAUUUCCAUCAAUGGUUUUUCAAUUACCACCACAAGUUCAAAUGAAACUACAGCUGUUAGGUCCACAAGCAGCAAAUACAACUGCACAACUCUUAUUAUUGUCUGAAGAACAAAUUAUGAAGUUACCAUUUGAUCAACAACAAUCUGUCAGAAACAUAAAACAACAAUACCUAAGUUAA